GCUAAGACGCUUUCCCACGGAGGUGGAGGCCCCUGGUUCGAAUCCUGGCUACUCACAUUACGGUGUGUCCUUGGAAAAGGCACUUUAAAUAUCACAAUUGCCUCAGUCGGCCCAGCUGUAAAUUGGUACCAGCAAAGUGCUGGGGGUAAGGAAAUGAUUAUACAACAAGCACAGAGAUGAGUCAGUCUAGUAACUCCAGCUGGCAAGGCAGCAGGGGAAAAGGUCAGAGGGGUCAAGGAUGGCAUGGUGGUCGUGGAAACUGGCGAGGGAGAUGGCGCGGUCGAGGACAGUACUUCAAUAAUUAUGGAAAUAGAGGAGGUAAUAGAGGGAACAGAGGUGGAGGGAUGAUGCCUGAUCGCAAGUCUAGCCAGUCUAGAAGACCGACCAUGGUUCAAACUAAAAUUGAUGUAGCUUCCCCGUAUCAUGGCUGGAAGCUGUAUUUUCCUGAUGAAGUAUACAGUGACCAUUCGCCAGCAGUCCAGAAGAUACAUGUGUUUGAGAAAUACUUCCUUAGUUGGUUACAGACAUACAAUUUGGAUGACAUAGAACUGAAGGGAAGUUUUAUUGUUGAUUACAAAGAAUUAAUCUCAGAUCAAGGUGUGAGUGAGAGCUUACCAGAUCUACAAACAGAACUAAAGGAUAUGCCACAGAAAGUGCUCGCAUGUAUGGGGUUAGCUAUGCAUCAGCACGUAAGUCACAAGAGACUGAGGGAAGCUAGAGAUGCUGCGGUGGAGAACGGUACAGAAAUUACACCUGAAGAUUAUUAUGUGUCCAUCAUACAUGCACGAAUACUCAACUACGGAACACCUGUACCUCUAAAAAGUUUAAAGGCCAACUAUUAUGGCAAGUUUGUCUCUGUGAAAGGCACUGUUGUCAGAGUGAGCAAUAUCAAACCAUUAUGUACAGUCCUGGCUUUUGAAUGUAACAAUUGUUCUAGUGUGCAGACUAUAAAUUUGCCAGAUGGGAAAUAUGUCCUUCCAACAUCCUGUUCAUCAGCUGAUUGUAGGGGGAAGGUGUUUCAGCCUCAGAGAAGUUCAAACCUUACAGAGACCAUUGACUGGCAAAAUAUUAGAAUACAGGAAAUAAUGGGUGAAGAUCAGAAAGAGGCAGGUAGAAUACCUCGGACAAUUGACUGUGAACUUACACAUGACUUGGUGGACAGUUGUGUACCAGGGGACAUAGUGACAGUAUCGGGGGUGGUCAAAGUCAACAGUGUUGAUGAAGGUAGAGGAAAGAACAAGGACAAAUGUAUGUUUCUGUUGUAUGUACAUGCUAACUCGGUCAACAAUACCAAGGGGAAUAAGUCUGGUAGUGAAGGUCUUGCUAUGGACUUUACAAUGAAGGAAUUAUAUGGGAUAGAGAUGAUACAGAGUGAGGAACAGUUAUUCAGGCUUCUGGUUGGCUCAGUAUGUCCAAGUAUUUAUGGCCAUGAACUUGUGAAGGCAGGAUUGGUGCUGGGAUUGUUUGGAGGAACACAGAAAUUCUCAAAUGAUAAGAACAGAAUCCCAGUUAGAGGUGAUCCUCAUUUGCUUAUAGUUGGAGAUCCUGGUCUUGGCAAGUCACAGAUGUUACAAGCCACAGCAAACAUUGCACCUAGAAGUGUAUAUGUGUGUGGUAAUACAACAACAACAUCCGGAUUGACUGUGACUUUGUCUAAAGAUGGUGGGUCUGGAGACUAUGCUCUGGAAGCGGGUGCUCUUGUACUAGCAGACCAGGGAUGUUGUUGUAUAGACGAGUUUGAUAAGAUGUCCAACCAACAUCAGGCCCUUCUAGAAGCUAUGGAACAGCAGAGUAUAAGUAUUGCAAAAGCUGGGAUUGUUUGUAGCCUUCCAGCUAGGACAUCAAUAUUAGCAGCAGCUAACCCUGUUGGAGGUCAUUAUAACAAGGCAAAAACUGUUGCUGAAAAUCUCAAAAUGGGUUCAGCUUUGUUAUCAAGAUUUGAUUUGGUAUUCAUUCUUCUUGACAAACCAGAUGAGGAGAUGGACAGUAUGCUGUCAGAACAUGUGAUGUCACUUCAUUCAAAACAAAAUAGAAAGCAGGCUUCCAAGACUUCCAGAUCUGCAGACUCGAGUAUGAAUGAGUCUUUGCUUCUUUGGGAGUCAGAUAAACCGCUAAGUGAGAGAUUGAAAAUACCCAGAAAUCACCAUUUUGAUCCAAUACCUGCUCAGCUCCUGAGAAAGUAUGUAGGAUAUGCAAGGAAAUAUGUCCAUCCAAAGAUUGGUCCUGAGGCAGCAAAGGCCAUACAAAAUUUCUAUCUAGAGUUACGCAAGCAGCACCAGACCCAGGACAGUACCCCAAUUACUACCCGGCAGCUGGAGUCCAUGAUCAGGCUGACCGAGGCUCGAGCAAGGCUUGAACUUCGAGAGGUGGCAACCAAAGAAGAUGCAGAUGAUGUAAUAGAGAUUAUGAAGUACAGUAUGGUUGACACCUAUUCAGACCAGUUUGGUGGGCUGGACUUCAGGAGAUCUCAACACGGGUCAGGAAUGAGUGGCCGAUCCCAACCUAAAAAAUUCAUAGCAGCUCUGCAGAGGAUCUCGGACCAAACAUACAACUCUAUAUUCACCAUACAACAGAUGCAGCAGAUAGCAAAGGAUUUGGGAAUGAAUAUUGCUGACUUUGGAUCAUUUGUUGGUUCCCUUAAUACCCAAGGGUUUUUGCUGAAGAAAGGACCAAAGGUUUAUCAGUUACAAACUACUGACUAUUAACAAUAGCUGGAGUUUAACGUCACCUCAUGAUUAUACUACUGACUAUUAACAAUAGCUGGAGUUUAACGUCAUCUUAUGAUUAUCAGUGAUGAACAAUGAAGUGCCAUUGUGAUUACAUUGACAUUGGCUGGAAUUCAGCAUCACUUCAUAGAGAUGUCACUGAUGAAUGAUGAAGUGCAGUUAUGGUUUCAUUGGUAUUUGGACGGAAUAAAACAUCACUUCAUGAAUAAUGAAGUGCCAUUCUGAUUUCAUUGACAUUGGCUCUUCAUAGAUGUCACUGAUUAAUAAUGAAGUGCCACUAUGGUUACAUAGACAUGGGCAGGAAUUAAACAUCACUUCAUAGGUCUCCCAGAAAAAUAAUGAAGUGCCAUUGUGGUUACAUUGACAUUUGAUGGAAUUAAACUUUCUUCAUCUGAGGAAGUCAUCCAGCUGGCUUACGGAAGGUCGGUGGUUCUACCCAGGUGCCCCCUGGUGAUGAAAUAAUGCACGGAGGGGCACCUGGGGCCUUCCUCCACCAUUAAACUGGGAAGUCGCCAUAUGACCUAUCAUGUGUCGAUGCGAUGUUAAAUCCAACAAAAUAAAAAAAUGAAUCCAGCCAUCAUAGAAACAUUCUUUCAUAGACUGCAAUAAAGUCCCGUUUGAUAACAGUUACAUUAGCUGGAAUAAAACACUGGUUUAUAAUCAGAUUUGGUACAAGGAGGACAGGAAAGUUUCUGUGAUAGUUCUUGGAACUUCCUAUGAUUAAAGUUAUGUGAAAUUAUUCUAUGAAAGAUUAAUGAUUUUUUCUGUGAUAAUCAAAAUGUACUGAUAAAAAAUAAAAAGGUUUAAUAUGUGAAUCUUACAAAUUAAUAAAGCUUAAUUUGAAUGUA
This is a messenger RNA of Mercenaria mercenaria, 3574 nucleotides long. RefSeq names its product DNA helicase MCM8-like. Gene Ontology annotation, cellular component: MCM complex; nucleus. Gene Ontology annotation, molecular function: single-stranded DNA binding; single-stranded DNA helicase activity; ATP binding. NCBI's taxonomy places the organism in Eukaryota, Metazoa, Mollusca, Bivalvia, Venerida, Veneridae. Gene Ontology annotation, biological process: double-strand break repair via homologous recombination. The transcript has 26 exons. The record is from RefSeq and is a predicted model, not a curated record. Bases 177 to 2705 code for a protein of 842 amino acids.